Rubroshorea leprosula is the source of this 2080-nucleotide messenger RNA. NCBI's taxonomy places the organism in Eukaryota, Viridiplantae, Streptophyta, Magnoliopsida, Malvales, Dipterocarpaceae. The record is from the annotation of a GenBank genome assembly.
ACAACCCACAGUGUGUUGAAGAAUAUAGGCCUAUUUCACUCAUUGGAGCCAUGUACAUAAUUAUAACCAAGUUAUUGGCUAAUAGGCUUAGAUUGGUGAUGACAAAUAUUAUUGGGGAUGAACAGAUGGCUUUCAUUGAGGGAAGACAAUUAUGUGAAGGGGUAAUCAUUGCAAAUGAGCUUAUUGAUGAGGCAAAGAGGAAGAAACACUCAAGCUUUGUGUUGAAAUUAGACUUUGAAAAAGCAUUUGAUAGAGUUAGUUGGAGUUUCCUAGACUACAUUAUGAUGAGGAUGGGAUUUGAUGCUACUUGGAGGAAGUGGAUCAUGGAAUGUUUACAAUCCAGCUUGCUGUUUGUUUUGAUAAAUGGUAGUCCAACUAGACAAUUCAAAACAUCUCGUGGGCUAAAACAAGGUGAUCCUUUGUCACCUUUUCUAUUUUUAAUUGUGGCAGAGGGGCUCAAUGGGAUCAUAUCAUCUACAGUUAACAACAACCUCUUUGAAGAGAUGGAAGUAGGAACGGUUGAUAAUGAUGAUUCACACUUCUCCCAUAUCCAAUUUGCAGAUGACACAAUCCUUUUUGGGAAAGCUUUGGAGGACAACAUUUGGGUAGCAAAGUGUAUACUUCAAAUAUUUGAAGUAGCCUCUGGACUCAAGAUAAAUUAUUCCAAAAGUAGAAUAUACGGGAUCCACACUGAGAAGGAUUGGUUAAAGAAGAUGGCCUGCCUAUUGAAUUGCAAUGUCGGAGAAAUGCUUUUCAAAUAUCUUAGAGUAUUGGUGGGUGGUAACCAUAGAAGACUAUCACUAUGGCAACCGUUGGUGGAAGGCUUCAGGAAGAAAUUAUUGAAAUGGAAUAGAUGCUGGUUAUCGUUUGGUGGUAAGCUUACCCUUCUUAGCUAUGUGCUCUCAUCUCUCCUCGUCUUCCUCAUGUCGGUCUACCUCGCUCCAAAAGGUAUCAUCAAAAUUCUUGAUAAGAUUAGGAGGGAAUUUCUAUGGGGUGGGCAGGGGGAAUCAAGAAAAAUAAACUGGGUUAAAUGGCAACAAGUUUGUAGAAAUAGAGAUGAGGGGGGGUUAGGUGUAAAAGAUGUCACGCCCCAGAACCUAAAUCCGGAGACACGACAGACGCCGUGCACUCGUGAACGGAUCAUGAUCUAUAUCUCGAAUCUAUAUUCACUUUACAAAAUGGCUAGCCUUCUAACUCGUCACUCCCCUUGUUUUCCCGUCCUCGGUAUCGCUUCCUGAAAUCGUGGACAAGGAAAACUAUGAGAUAACUCAGUAAGUAAAUAUGGAUAGCCCUUGGGUAAAACUUUUAAGCAUGCCAGAUAAACCAUGUAAGCAUAACAGAACUUUCAAUGACAAAUCAGAUUCAGUUCAAUUGCAAAGCAUUCAAUGACAAAUCGUCACUGCAAAAUCAGAUUCGGUUCAAUAACAAAAAGUUUAAUGACAAAACCGUUAAUGCAGAAUCAUAAUUGAUGCACCAAAUACGCACUACUUUUAGGCAAGUGAACCUAAUCGAUUAUGCAAUAUAAGAUGAGUAAGAUAUCGUUCCCUCGAGGACUAUCCUACACUACCAAGACCCUAUUAAUUUAACCUAAGUUGAAUUAACCAAUUAAUGGGGAGAACUAAACUAUUUAAAAGAAAACUAAGUCGACUAAAGAAAACUAAACUAAAGAAUUUUCUAAGUUAAAGAAACUAUGAAUGAGAAGGAAUUAGGGUUUGGAUUUCAUUUAAUUCUGAAUUAUGCAACUAUUUCAUUAAUUUAAUUCAAGUUCAAAUAAUAGUGUUAUUGCAUGAGAUGACGAAUUUUCCUAAAUUAAUUAACCAGCUUUCUCAAGUCAAGCUAAUCCUUCAUUUGUUUGCUAAAUUAAUCAUAUCUCUAUGUAAUUUUAAACAAAUUAAUGAGCAUUAAAUUCUAUGAAAAUCUCUAACUUAAAAAGGGGAGCUACUAACUCUCUUCUCUUCCUCCACUAUCACAUGUGAACUAAUUACCUCUCGGUCUCAUAGUCUAACACACGAUUUAUAUUAUUAUUGGUAUAAUUUACACAAUUCUUUCUCAAGUUCAUGUAUAAAUCACUAAAUCAAUU